AUGACUUCUGACAAAGACAGUGAUGACAGUGAUGACAGUGAUGACAGUUAUGACGAUUAUUGCUUCAGUUAUAACGACAAGGUUUUUCGUUUGUUAGUUGAAAAAUGCGAGGGUUCGUUUCUGUACGCUUACCACGCACAAGAAAGCUUAAAAAAAGGAAAAUUUAAGAUAACUUUCGAGAAUAUUAAACAAUUGGUCCCUAGUGGGUUAAGUGGUGUUUACACAAAGCAAUUCAAAAGAGUAAAAGAAUUGUUAAGAAGUUUUAAUUUCCUGUUUAGCUAUUUAGGUUUUUCUGGUGACAUCAAGUUUGAAGUCCGCAGUAAAAUCAUUGAACCGUUAUCUCAAAUUUUGCCAGUUUACGAUGAUUGUUUAACCGUGUAUCACAAAUCUCUCAUUGAUUGGUUGAAAUCAGAUGGUUACGAACAGCAUGAGUUUACAGUUGAUCCAAAAAAUGGUCAUAAGUUCUUAUGGCAUGCUUGUGAGAAAGUGUUUGAACAAAUUAAGUCGAUGAACAUUUUUGAAGAUCAGAUGAACACUGUUAUGAUUAAAUAUGCUUUGAAGAAUGGAAUCUAUCAUAUGUCAAAAUGUGGCGAAAAUGUUGACGUUAGCUGGGCAGUAGAUGUCAAAGUGGUUUGUGCGAGGUUAAUGGGUGUGGAAAACAUUGACAUGUAUACCAUUAGCUCUGAAUUGUUUGAAAUCAUUAAGGAGCUACGUACUUUCUUGAAAAAAGAUGUAAUUGAAGAAGCACUAAUUGAUUUGCUUACGACACAUAAAAAUGCGAUGCAAAAGUUUGAUGAAAACUUUUUUUAUUCACAAAUUAUUGCAAACAGAAUUCAUGGCAGUAAAGAAAAUGGAUUAUUGGCAAGGGAUUUAUUGAGACAAGGAAAGUUUGUUUGGUUUGAGGAUUUAGACUCAACAUAUUUAACAAACCAUCAUCAUUUGACUGUCUCCUUGCGCGCUAACGUUACAUCUCUUUGUGUGUCGUCCAAUGAAGAACUUCUUGCUGUAGGAUAUGAAAAUGGUCAAAUAUCUAUUUCUGAACUUCCUGAAUUUAAACAACGAUGGACCCUCGGCACUGCACUCGAUGAUUCAAGGUUAGAUAAGUGGGAUAAUGUAGAUGAUGUAGACACAUUUAAAUCCCAGUAUGACAUCUAUGACUAUUCAGCAUUAAUGAAAUUUAGUUUUGUACGUGGAAACAUCUGUUGUUGCUCCUUUUCACCUACCGGAAAUAGACUGGUAACUAGUGAUGGAUCUACUGAAGUAAAGUUAUGGGACGUUAACAAUGGACGUUUGUUAUUAUGUUUACAGUCAGAUGAUGUCGUUAAUCGUUGCUCUUUCUUAGAUUCUGGUUUGUUUAUUACAGCAUUAUGUGUAAAACAUUGCUUUGAACAUUCUAAAGAUGUGUUCACUGCGUGGAAUUCAUUAACUUUGCAAAGAAUCGAUCGACGCUGCGUUGUUGAUUACCAAAAACUACAAUACACCGUUAAAUGUUCAGAAUUUGUCGAGACUUCGUAUGUUUUUCAAUUCCCAAAGGCAAUCGAUAUUUUUUUAAGUAAGAAGGAAUAUCCAGUACCUUUACAUUUAAUGAAAACCCACCAUUAUCGUGAUUGUAUUUAUUAUCAUACAAACCAGAAUGGAAAGCUUUCUGAAAUCACUCAGUUGACAAAAUACAACGACCAAGGAGUAAUCGAGUUUUGUUUACCAAAUGUUUGGUGUCCAUGUGUUGAUAGGACUCUUACCAAAGUCCAUCCAAUCUCGUUUAAGGAAUUUUACGUUGUGCCGUAUUUUUCCAAGCUUAAAAUUUUCAAGACUGAUCAUCUUUGGAGACCUUCAUUUAUCUUUGAUAAAUUUAAAAUUGAAUGUUGUUGUUUUUCACCGGAUGGAUCUUUUUUGGCUUCUUUCGCUGUUAGUGACCACGUCAACAUUCAUAUUUGGAGCAUUGAACGUUGCACUAUUAUUCAAACUGUACCAAUGCAACUGAAAGAUGCAUUAGUAUGUUGGUGGUCGGAUGGUUUACUGUGGAUAUGGGAUGAUUCUGAUCAUCUUACGAAGAUACCAACUUCGUCUGAAAAUUUUGUAGAUUCUACUAAAGCAAAGCAUGUUAACAUUGGAUUUAAACCUAAGAAAAUCUUAACAUUUGGUGAUGUCUUAGUUUGUAUUGACGAACAAGAUUUUGUCCAAGUUGUUAGAAUUACCAAGGGUAAGAUACAAUACAACAAAAGACUUCCUGUUGAUAGUUCAAAAUUUAAAGCAGCAGCUGUAUCACAUGAUAAUUCUGUUAUUUUAACUGUAAACAAAACAGAAUACACAUUAUGGAAAUGGGGAAAUAACAACAAUGAACUUUACUUGAAACCUUGGCAUACUGCACAAAUACCCAUAACAGCUCUAAUUGAAAAAAUUGGUCCACAACAGAUCACUGUAAAUGAUCUAAAGUUCAACUGCUGUAUAAGUGAUAGUAAACAAGCAGUCAUAACAUUUUCCAAAGACAUCAAAAGUAUGGGCAUUUAUGUAAUUGAUGUUCACGAGAAUGGUGAUGUGAAUGCGAUUAUGCAUGAUGUCAGUAAAUAUUUUUUGGUCUCCAACCUAGUCGUACACAAAUCUUAUUGCAUUGGAGUGCGUGGUCGGUUAUUGGUUGCUGUAGAUUUAAAGAGUGGUGAAAUAUGCGCUGAAUUUUACACAUUAUUUUAUGCCUAAUAUAACUAUGCAUUCCAAUACAGGAACUUUUGCUAUUUAGUAACCAAAGGUGU
Molecule: messenger RNA, 2747 nt
Organism: Xenia sp. Carnegie-2017
Lineage: Eukaryota; Metazoa; Cnidaria; Anthozoa; Malacalcyonacea; Xeniidae
Exons: 4
Coding region: 1-2694 (897 amino acids)
Molecular function (GO): protein binding
Source: RefSeq, a predicted model, not a curated record